AUGGCCACUACAACUGCAACUAAUAAUAAUAAUAAUAAUAGUAUUAGUAAUAAUAAUCAUAAUCAACCACCACCACCUCCAUAUUCAAAAGCACCACCAACAACAGCAUUAAAUAAUAAUAAUAACGAUCCACCUCCUUCAUUUGCACAAUAUACUAAUAAUAAUAAUAAUAAUACUAAUAAUAAUACUAAUACUAAUAAUAAUAAUAAUAAUAAUAAUAAUAAUAAUAAUAAUAAAAUUCAAAUAUCUUCAGCCUCAUCAUCAUCAUCUGGUAAUGGUGAACAUGAUUUAGUUUCCGCUGCUGAAGUAUUAACUCAAUUAACUCAAAAGAAUCAACAGCAACGAUCUAACCACCAAUAUCAUUCAAUAUCAUCAUCUUCUUUAAGUACUGAUAAUGAAAUACUAGAUGAUCAACCACCACCACAAAUUAUUACUUCGAAUUCUUCAGUUUCUAAUAUUCAUGAUAUAAUUAAUAAAGAUGAUGAUGAUGAUGAUGAUGAUGAUGAUGAUGUUGAUGAUGAUGAUGAUGAUUACAAUACUACUUCCCAAUCUACAACUAAACAUCCAUUCGUUUCAACAAUGUCUAUGGUUGCUAAACAUCCAGUAAUUAUCAAUGCUGUUAAAUAUUAUGAAACUUCAAAAAGAAAUUAUCCAUCUUUUAAUUAUGCCGCAGGUAUAGUUGAAGCUGCUGCAAUACCAGUUGUACAAAAAAUUGAAACUGGUCUUAAUACAAGACAUCAUAGUAGAAGUAUUGUUAAAGAAGGCAAUGAAAUUAAUUUUUAUGCUGAUCAUAAACAACAAAUUGAAGAACCAUCAACCCAACCUAAAAAGAGAAGACUUAGUAAUUCAUCAACUUCAUCGCAACAAUCGAUAGUUACCUCGCCAUAUGAUGUUAAAAAAAGAUUACAAUUUUGCAUUCAUAUUUUAAAAUUGGCAAAUACAAAUAUAUCAUCUAAAGUAAUCUAUUUACAAGAUAAAUUAAAUGAAACAGCCAAUUCAGUUAAAGAAGAAAGAAAUUUACCUCCUGAACAAGCUUGUCAAAAGACAAAAGUUGAAAUUGUAGGUACUGUUAAAAAAAUUAUUCAUUUAAUUUCAAAUUUUAGACCAUCAUCAUUAAGUCAACAUACUCAAAAAGAUAAUACAGAUUUAUCACCUAUAUCUUCAGCUCAAAGUACUACAGAAGAUGAUAUUAAACAAAUUAUCAGAGAUAUUAUAUUAAGUUUACCUAGAUCAUUACAAAAUUCAGAUAAUAAUUCAGAAUCAAAUGAUAAAAUAGUAGUAUUUGCAAAUGAAUCUUUGGAAAUGAUUAAUAAAUUAACUGUUGUAUUAAAUCAACAAUUACAUAAGGUUGAAAAUUGGGUAAAUGGUGAAGAACAAGCACAACAAGGAAUUAAUGAAAAAGAUGUUAUAAUGAAAGAAGAAAAUGAAAUAGAUUCAAGCUCAACAAGAUGUUCAAGUGAAGAACCAGAUGCAUUAAGUAAAGCAACAAAAAGAAUGAAAAUUACAGAAAAUAAUGAUUAG
This is a messenger RNA of Insectozyma verbasci, 1521 nucleotides long. The record is from the annotation of a GenBank genome assembly. NCBI's taxonomy places the organism in Eukaryota, Fungi, Ascomycota, Pichiomycetes, Serinales, Debaryomycetaceae.